This is a messenger RNA of Nematostella vectensis (starlet sea anemone), 3325 nucleotides long. RefSeq names its product recQ-mediated genome instability protein 1. Gene Ontology annotation, cellular component: nuclear body; RecQ family helicase-topoisomerase III complex. NCBI's taxonomy places the organism in Eukaryota, Metazoa, Cnidaria, Anthozoa, Actiniaria, Edwardsiidae. The transcript is spliced from 9 exons. The coding region runs from base 902 to 2758 and encodes 618 amino acids. Gene Ontology annotation, molecular function: nucleotide binding. The record is from RefSeq and is a predicted model, not a curated record. Gene Ontology annotation, biological process: resolution of meiotic recombination intermediates; double-strand break repair via homologous recombination.
CAAUAGCAUCGAUUAAAAUUCAUUUCAAAUCCGACAUUGGACUGUCAAAGCCAGCCAAAAUCCAAAAUCCUCGCCCAAAUUGUCAACAGGUCCAUGAUCCACCGUAUUUCCAAAAUCCGCCAAUCCGCUGAAAUAAUCAUCAAAAUCCGUAAUCCGUGAGCAUUUCGAGGCCCAAUUCUCCGAUCCGCUAACCUAUUAACCACACCCCCGCUAGCACUAUGGUCCCAGGAAAGGGUGGGGAAUUUGAUUUUAACCCUAAAAAUUUCAAAAUUUAUCCGGGAAGGUUUCAUUGUUUAAAACCUUCAGUGUUUCAGUGUUUGAAAUUAUCUUUUAGCCAUUUUACCAAUAGGGUGAACAGAUUUAGUCACAAGGAUGGGCUUUGACAACACAAAAAGUACAACUUCGUUCCCUGUUCAGCCGAGCGUAACUAUUUGUCCAAUGGCCUCAGUCAAGGAGGCAAAUGGCUGCUUACUUGUUUAAAAAAAGGUUAGCGGCCAGGGAAAAUAGUUUAGCUCCAAUAUUUUGCCACAUAUCGAAUGUAAGUGUACCCUGGCAUAGGUCUACGAGAUAAAAAUGUUUCGGUUUUUGUAUUUUCCUUGUGAAUUUCGAAAGUAUUUGAGUGCUACCGAAAAUGGAACCUCCAACCUUAGUAGGGUGAGUGAAGCUGUAUAUUUCGCGAAGAAAACUGCCCCAAAUCGUUAUUAGACAUACAUUUGACAGCAACAAGACGUGUUCUAAGUUAUAAGGCAAUUCUAUUGGCAAAAUUUCACAAAAACUCACCACUACAAUCCACUUGUUUUACCUCUAAUACAAACAGCCGAUUCCAAGCUAUGAACAAGCUUCAAAACUAUUGUCUGGGCUACCUGUGGUUCUAGUGUAUGGUGGAACCCACUCCCAGGGGAUGUGGGGCUCAGUAAAGUUUAUUUCUUUAAAGUGUAUAUUUUAUCACUCCUUAAUCAAAACAGGUUCCACCAUGUAUUGGUUUAUACUCAAGAUUAAUUCUGUUAUAAAUGUUGGACAAUCAGCGUAUUCACAAAUCAUGAAAAUUAAAGGAAAAGAUGACCCUGAAAGCCAUUUGGACAAGAAACAUACCAAUUGGGAACCAAAGGUGAAGGCAAGUCGGAUGUUGUUUUUUCAGCUUUCUGAUGGUGGGCAGCAAAUUCAGGCGAUGGAAUAUCAGCCAAUACCUACCUUACAGGCAUUGACACCUCCUGGAACCAAAGUUAUCAUCCAAGGGCCGAUUGCUUGUAGGCUGGGCGUGUUACUUCUGACCAGACAUUGUCUUGUACGCAUUUUGGGUGGGUCCACAGAAAGCCUAGUGGAGACCAACUCGACAUGGAAUUUACUUCACAGCAGCAUAGGGCAAGAACCGCCAGAACCCCCAGCAGUUGCACAAAUACUUGAAGAUGAGGCAGAGAGCUCAUCUUACAAACCAUUAAACAAGAACACUCAAAAUGUGUCCAUGCAGUCAUCAACAAGAAACCCCUUUUGUAAAAGUACUGCAAGAAGUUGUCAGAAUUUCUUUGAAAACAAACAUCAAAUGAGCACACCUGGUGUAGACUCUAGUAUUCGUGCAAACCUUAGAGUUACUGGAAAAGUUCCAGGAAAUGAAAGGGCGAAUAAUAACUGGCCAAACACAAGGACAUCUAUUGGAAAAAGUAAACUGCAGAAAACACACUGCAAAAGCCUUCAGAGAUGCGAUUCCUGGGGAGAAAGAACUGAUUAUUUUGAUGAUGAUGAUAAUGAGUUAUUAGACGAGGACCUAUUUUUUGAUGACAUAGAAGAGAAUUUGGAUUUUGAUCAAUUGGAUCAACUUGAGAAAGGAGCUCUACCAAUAAGGAAUUCUGCAUCAGAGAACAUUGCAAGUCUUCACCUUCAAGAACUUCAGGAUGUGUUUGAGAAUAUUGAUGAUCAAGAUUUGGAUGAUUUCGAAUUAGAUAGUACAAAUAAUGGAAGCAUUAUACUGUGUGGGAAAACCAUAAAGAGAAAAGAAGAUAAUUCAAGAGUUUGUAGCCUUGGAGUGGACACUGGAAUUACUGAUUAUUCAUCGAAGGGAAAAUUCCCUAUGAAACAAAGGGUUAAUAAAGAAGAUGAAAUUUCUGAGCAGGUCUGUAAAACGCAAAGGCAAGCUUAUGUCCCCCCUUUUGGAAACAGUAUCAAUCCAAAAUCAGGAAAACAUCCAACUUUUGGAAAAGAUAGACAAGGGGUGUUGGAAGGUAUGGAGGUGAUUGAUGUUGAUCAUCCUGGCAUAAAACCCAAUGAUCAAAUAACAAAACUGGACAAGAUGGAAAGUAUGGGACGUUCUUAUUCACUUGAGUCUCUGCCAUUUACCUAUCUCAAGACUAUGGAGCAGCAUCUGCCAUUUCAGGAGGAUAUCACCAUCAGGAUAAAGGCUUAUGUCUCCACGCUUGUAAACCAUUUCCAAACACCUGGAACUGGUUGGUGCGUCACUGUCAAGGUGAAUGAUGGGACAGCAGCGAUGGACAUGGAUCUGGGAGCUGAGGUACUGACAGAGCUCCUUCAGAUGCCCGUGGAGAGUUUCCAGAACCUGAUGCAGAAAGCAAGAAAAUCACCAGACACUGAACUUCGACGCUCGCUACAACAGCACACGGAGCAAUUCCAGAGGAACCUGAGCAUGGUCACGUGUUUAAUGGACGUAUCAUUUGUAUGCACUCGCCCCAGGCCUGUACUAAUCCGACUGCGUCAGCCCUCACGUGAUGAUGUCAAGAUGCUCAUGUCCCGGAUUAGAACCACGUGAUACCACUCAUUUCCCCGAUUAGAAUCACGUGACACUGCUCGUUUUAUUCUUUUGAUCUGAUCUGGAAUUCAUUUUUUUUUAGUCGAAUAAUUAGGAUUUAGAGACUGGCGGUGCCCAGUCAUGAAUAUUUUUCAAUAUGAAAAGACCGCCUUUUGGUGGGGUAAAAGUGUGAUGGUGUGGAAGGGGUACAUGUGUUCCCUAACCCCACCCCUAACCACGCCUCUACCCCUGUAAUGCAAAUGUGCAAAGUAUUUCACAAGGGAUAAGUGCACUGAAUGGGUCCUGGCGAGUACGCCUUUUGUCCGUGUGAGAUUCGGCCAUUUUGGGUUUUACUCAAGCAAAAAAUGCUUGAUACUCUUGACGAGUAUCGAAUUAGUUAAGAAAUAUUUGCUUGAGCAAUGGUGCACAGGUGGAUAGAGUCCUUGUUGUCUCAAUUCUCUGUGCGACAUGGUUGCAGCAGUGAAGACAGGAAUUUGUCAUGUCAGGAACCAGAUUGUUAAAAGCCGCAUUGUCACUGCCUCGUACCCAGGCGUCUCAAGUCUUUAAAAACACGUGAAAGAUAUACUA